Molecule: messenger RNA, 2469 nt
Organism: Rhizoctonia solani
Lineage: Eukaryota; Fungi; Basidiomycota; Agaricomycetes; Cantharellales; Ceratobasidiaceae
Exons: 6
Coding region: 1-2469 (822 amino acids)
Biological process (GO): peptidyl-lysine dimethylation; regulation of DNA-templated transcription
Molecular function (GO): protein-lysine N-methyltransferase activity; histone acetyltransferase activity
Source: RefSeq, a predicted model, not a curated record
AUGGCCGAAGACUCGAUGGAGAUUUUUGCUAGUGGGUUUGGGAUGGUGUUUGGUGAAGUGCCGGUAACGCUUGGGACUACACACGGAGUGUACACACACGAGUCGACGGGGAUAAGGAUCCAGAUUCCGGAUACCGAGUCUGAGAAUUGGGCGCUCCAGGCUGAUGGAGUGUGGCAGGCUGCGGUGUACAUGGCGGAUCACCUGCCCAGGCCACUCAAGGGGAAGAGAGUGCUCGAGUUGGGCGCGGCGGCUGGGUUGCCGGGUAUCGUGUCGGCGUUUGGGGAUCGAGAAGACGAGCCGGAACGGGUGGUUCUGAGCGACUAUCCCGAUAAAGGCAUUCUCGCCCGUCUUGAGGAAAACGUCGAAGCAAACAAAAGAACGAGUCGAGUGAAGACGGUGGUGGAAGGACACGCGUGGGGUUCUGCCGAUGGGUUACGGGAGAGGUUUGAUGUGGUGUUGGCGGCCGAUGUGUUGUGGAUGGAAGAUAUGCACGAGGCAUUGUGCGAGACGCUGGAUCGGGUCGUCGCGCCGUUUGGGCAAGUGCAUAUAGUUGCAGGCUUACACACGGGCCGAGGUACGAUCACGUCCUUUUUCGACAUGGCCAAGAAGCAUCAUUUGGAGCCGAGUGAAAUCUACCAAGUGCGAAUCAACGAGCCGGGACUCGGCAUGCAUGGAGAGACCAUGUCGAGGGCGAGACGAUGGAGGAGCGACGCGGGUGGCUGGUUGUGGCAGUGUUGUUCUGGAGAAGCGAGAGGAGGUAUGCCAGGGCUCGCAUUUCCGGUGACUAUGGGUACGAUGGGGUGCUGGAUGGGAUACGAGGAGAGGGUGGGAGGGAUUGGGAGGGAUAUACCGAUCGAUCCGUCGCUGCUGAAUGAGGUCGCGGUGGUGGAGGGGUCAAGGGAGGGAGGGUCAAGGGAGGGAGGAGCGGACGGGAUGGCGGACGGGCGGUGGUUCGGGGGACCAGGGGUGAUGGAAGUUGGGGACGGAUGGGCGGACGGGUGUGUUCAGGACGACCAUCGCCAUCGCGGGGACCCGAUUGGACUGGGACUCGGAGUGCCGCCCUCGCUCGAGGAACAGGAGCAAGCGGCGCUGCUGCCACCGACCCCGCCGCUCUCGCUGACUCAUCCAACCUAUCCCAAGCACGACAAGAAGAAGCGCCGCCGUCCGCCCAAGCCCAGAGACAGAGACAGAGACAGACUAGUCCCCCUGAUCGACAUGGAGUGUUCCUUCUGCUCUGGAGACCGCGAAUCCAACAGACAUGGUGUCCCAGAGAACAUGGCCUCCUGUGCUCACUGUGGCCGCAGUGGCCAUCCCUCGUGCAUGGAGAUCCCCCAGCUUGGCGACAUCAUCCGCUCCUACCCGUGGCGCUGCCAGGAGUGCAAAGAAUGCGAGAUAUGCAAAGCAAAGGGCGACGAUUCGAAAAUGUUGUUUUGCGAUCAGUGCGACCGAGGCUGGCACUGCGACUGUCUCACUCCUCCCCUCAGCCGCGCCCCCCGAGGCAAGUGGUCCUGCCCCAUGUGCCACACCAAGGAGCCACACGCACCGACGCCUGUUCCACCCAACUCGUCUCCAUCCAAACCAUCCAACAGAUCCCGCCGCAAAGACACCACAAAGUCAAAGUCCCUCUCCAACUCACCCGUCCCAAACAAGGCCAAGCGCACUGUCCCCCAGGUCCUCACCCCCGAGACAGAAUCCCAUGAACCCGAAGAGCGGCCCCCUUCACCGUCCCCCUCUCUUGCCUCCCAACCCCCCCUUCCCCCCUCAGAACCCGACCAUGAAUCAGAGCCCGAACCACAAGCCAUUCCAUUCCCAACCAUUUCCCCCCACACUUCCACAUCUCCUAGACACACCCUCCGAUUCAAACGCACAUCAACCACCCAGCAGCCCCAGUCUUCACCAACCCGCCCCAUCAAGGUCCGCAUCCGCCUCACCUCCAAGUCCGACAACGAAGGUCCCAACAAGGGCAUCACCGAGCUUGACUCUGAGCCCGCCAACGAUCCCUUUGGCGGCAUUCUUUCCGCUGCAGACGCCGAUACGACUAAAACAGCCAUACGCAUUCAGAAACUCUCAGCAGCAGGUUCAUCUUCCUACUUUGCCACCCCUUCUUCGUCCACCUACCAACUCCCCGGCUUCGCUCCUCCCCCUCCUAUACGCGCACUUAGAUCCCGAGCGUCCCCCCCUCCUACCACCCCCACCAUCUCCACCCCGGGCGGCAUCCCACCCGUCAAUAUCCUCAACACUUCCAAUGGUCUACGCAUUAAAACCAUUCGCUUCGGUCAAUUCGACAUUGACACAUGGUACGACGCCCCCUUUCCCGAAGAGUUUUCCAAUAUCCCAGAGGGGCGACUAUGGAUGUGCGAGUUUUGUCUCAAGUAUAUGAAGAGUGGGUUCCAGGCCGGCCGACACAAGGCAAGUCUCCCAGCCUGCAUGAUGCAACAACAACAACAAGUUGACGCUGUGGCUAGAUGA